GUGGAUCGACCACAAUAAAAAAUAAAGUUAGAGGUUAGAUUGAUCGAAAUAAAAAUGGCAGGUGCGAAAAGGCGAUCUAAAGUGUGGAAUUAUUUCAAACACUUGGACAAGACGAACCUCAAAUGUAUUUUGUGUCGAAAAACUAUCAAAUAUUGCGGAUCAACGACAAACUUGCGAAAUCAUUUGCGCAUAAUACACGCCACGAUAUUGCCAAAAAGGAAAGUUAGCUAUGAAGUUGGACAGACAUUUGGUAAUACACAUCCCAACCAACUAACAGACGCUUUGCUUAGAAAAGAAAUAUUGGAUGAAGAUCCGGACUAUUUGGUAUAUCAGGGACCAGGUAAAAAACGGAGUCAGAUGUGGACCUACUUCACUCAAAUAGGGAGUCAUGUUGCCAAGUGCAAAUCCUGUUCAAAAAAAUUGUCAUUCAAAGGAGGAUCCACAUUUAACCUUUUACGACAUUUGAGGGCACAGCAUUCUUUUGAUGUUUCUGAUUUUUCUAGUACCACAGAUGGCUUUGUCACCUGUAUAGUUAAGAGCCAGGAAAAGGAAAUCGAGAAUGAACUCUCCUUACAUUGCCACACAUGCCGCCAAGAUAUCACUAGUGACAGUUGGGGUGAACAUCAACGAGCAUGUAAGAAUAAUCCUUUAGAUGAUAUAUUAAUUAAAAGUUUCAUACAAGCUGUUAAAUUGCGUCCUUCUCUGUGGGACAACAGUAUGCCCUGGAAACUACGGACCCCUGGCAUACAACAGGAACUAUGGAGAGAAAUCGUUGAUGAAUUAGGUGGUGCUAUACCUUUUGAAAAAUUGGAGAAAAACUGGUUGUUCCUCAAGGAAAUGUUUUUCAGAACACGGGAAAGGCAAGGAAACAACAGUGUCCCAUGGAAAUUGUUGAGAUUUCUUGAUGGAAAUGGACCUAAUAAAGAGGAUAAAAAUUAUGUUGAUCAGUCAAUCGUUGCUUUAUCGAAUUCAAUACAUUUAAAUGCACGAAAUGUAGAGGCUCAAAGCACUAAAUUACACAGGGUGCGCACUGAAGUGGUAAAGUUGCCUACUACGUUGUCUUUAUACGGUAUGUCACCGGCCCUGCUGACCGUUUCAGCCAUAUUGGCAAAACUGCCUUCGCGAACCAGAGUGAAGGCAGAAAUCGAAAUUCUGAAUUUGGUGUACAAGCUUUACGGCAAGGUGGAAGUGAGCGACUGACG
Messenger RNA from Cylas formicarius (sweet potato weevil), 1202 nucleotides. RefSeq lists its product as uncharacterized. The transcript is spliced from 5 exons. Lineage: Eukaryota; Metazoa; Arthropoda; Insecta; Coleoptera; Brentidae. The coding region runs from base 55 to 1200 and encodes 381 amino acids. Gene Ontology annotation, molecular function: DNA binding. The record is from RefSeq and is a predicted model, not a curated record.